This is a messenger RNA of Pichia kudriavzevii, 2469 nucleotides long. RefSeq lists its product as uncharacterized. NCBI's taxonomy places the organism in Eukaryota, Fungi, Ascomycota, Pichiomycetes, Pichiales, Pichiaceae. The record is from RefSeq and is a predicted model, not a curated record. Gene Ontology annotation, cellular component: cytosol; aminoacyl-tRNA synthetase multienzyme complex. Gene Ontology annotation, biological process: methionyl-tRNA aminoacylation. The coding region runs from base 1 to 2469 and encodes 822 amino acids. The transcript has a single exon. Gene Ontology annotation, molecular function: ATP binding; methionine-tRNA ligase activity.
AUGGUUUUCUUAAAUUUUUUUUUUUUUUUUUCCCUUUUUUCAUUUUUCCCCUACUGGGUUUGCCAAAUCAAGUUGAUGCUACUCUUUGGCCAUCUUAGAUUAGUCACGCUAGUUUCUUCGGCUAGUUACACUUCUAAAGGAAACAAGGUUCAGAUCAUGUCUUAUAAGCUCUAUUUGUCCAAGGACAAGACCCCAACAGCGCUGGCUGAAAACAUCAAGGUUUCUGUUGCUUCUCUUGUUUUCAACCCUUCUCUCUUUGCAUCUUUAAAGAAAGUCACCCAAGAUAACGAACUAAUUAAUGAAUCGUUAACUCAAUCAAAUGAAAAACACACCGUCUUUAUUGACACAAAGAACCCAAAGUUUCAUUUAUUUCAUGCCAAUACUACUGCUAAAUUUUUGAAGGCCUUAUCUAGCUCUAAAUAUGAAGAUGAGCUCGUUUAUUCACACGUUGAAGGCCCCCUCUAUGAACUGACCAAAACAGGUAAGAUUGACGAGUCUGAAAUAGAGAAGCUUAUUUCCUCUUUCUCUACAGUUGAUACCAAGUCCAUUGAACAGUUGUUAGUUUUUGCUUCCAUCUAUGCCCUUAUUUUCAGGAACACAGAAUUGAUUUCGAAAUUCCCAUUUCUAGUCAGUUUCUAUACCGAGACUAAAGAAGCCGUUGACUUUGCCAUUGCAAAUACCAAGAUCGAGAGAAGUGUACCAAAAAACACUGGAACUACCAAUUAUCUGGCGGACCACCUUAUCAGAAAACCUGAGGGUAAGUUAAAACCAAUUGAAGGAGAACGUAAUAUUCUGAUCACAUCUGCGUUGCCUUAUGUCAAUAAUGUUCCUCAUUUAGGUAAUAUUGUUGGUUCUGUUUUGUCAGCAGAUAUCUUUGCUAGGUAUUGUAAAGAUAGAAAUUACAACACUUUGUUUAUUUGCGGUACUGACGAAUAUGGUACUGCUACUGAAACAAAGGCUUUAGAAGAGAAAGUUUCUCCAAGGGAAUUAUGUACCAAGUAUCACAAAAUUCAUAAGGAAGUGUAUGAUUGGUUUGAUAUUGGCUUUGACUACUUUGGCCGUACGACAACAGAAAAGCAAACCGAAAUUGCACAGGAUAUUUUUAUGAAACUCCACAAAAACGGUUAUUUGGAAGAACAGGUCAUGAGGCAGCUCUAUUGCCCUGAACACAAGGGUUAUCUUGCAGAUAGAUAUGUUGAAGGUGAAUGUCCAAAAUGUCAUUAUGAGGACGCAAGAGGUGACCAAUGUGAUAAGUGUGGUGUGUUGUUAGAUCCUUUUGAGUUAAUCAAUCCUCGCUGUAAGUUAGACAAUGCAACACCAAUUCCAAAGGACUCCAAACACAUUUUCCUAUCUUUGGACAAGCUGGAGCCGGAAUUAAAGGAAUGGGUUGAGAAAUCUUCAACUGAAGGUAAAUGGUCUAAGAAUUCCAAGACAAUCACUAAUUCGUGGUUAAGGGAAGGUUUGAAACCAAGAUGUAUCACACGUGAUCUUGUUUGGGGUACACCUGUUCCAUUAGAAGACUUUAAGGAUAAGGUUUUAUAUGUUUGGUUCGAUGCAACUAUUGGAUACGUAUCGAUCACUGCUAAUUAUACCGAUGAUUGGAAACUAUGGUGGCAGAAGCAAGAAAAUGAUAAAACCGACACCAAAUUAUAUCAAUUUAUGGGUAAAGAUAAUGUUCCUUUCCAUACUGUUGUUUUCCCAGCAACUGAAAUUGGUACGCGUGACCCAUGGAAUAAGUUAUAUCAUUUGAAUACUACCGAAUAUCUUCAAUACGAAGGUGGUAAAUUUUCCAAAUCCAGAGGCAUCGGUGUUUUUGGUAAUAAUGCUAAGGAUACUGGUAUUUCACCAUCUGUUUGGAGAUAUUAUCUAGCAUCAAUUAGGCCAGAAUCCCAGGACUCUCAAUUUUCCUGGACAGAAUUCGUUACAAAGAAUAAUUCCGAACUAUUGGCAAACUUAGGAAACUUUGUGAAUAGAAUAACUAAGUUUGUGAAUGCAAAAUACAACGGUGUUAUUCCAGAAUUUGACUUAAAGAACUGUCCAAACUUUACUGAAACCGCAGAAUCUGAUAUUAAUAAAAUCCUAUCCACUUAUAUUGAUGAUAUGGAAAACUGCAGACUGAGAAAAGGUUUAGAAACGGCAAUGCAAUUGUCUUCCAGAGGUAACUUAUUCCUACAAGAGAAUAAGCUGGACAAUUCCACUUAUGAGAAUGAGCCUGAAAAAGCGGAUGCUGUCGUAGCAAUCGGUAUCAACCUGGUCUAUCUAGUCAGUUCAGUUAUUGGCCCUUACAUGCCUGAGGUCAGAGACAAUAUUUGCCAAAUCCUGAAUGUGCCACAAUUGGCUAUUCCAGAUAAGUUUGAGAUGUUCAUCCAGGAAGGUCACUGUAUCAGUAAACCACAAUACUUAUUUGCCAGGAUUGAUGAAAAGAAGAUCGACGAGUGGAGGAACAAAUACGGUGGUGUUCAAAAAUAA